Lactuca sativa (garden lettuce) is the source of this 2320-nucleotide messenger RNA. Its product is annotated as protein phosphatase 2C 16. NCBI's taxonomy places the organism in Eukaryota, Viridiplantae, Streptophyta, Magnoliopsida, Asterales, Asteraceae. Gene Ontology annotation, molecular function: protein serine/threonine phosphatase activity; cation binding. The record is from RefSeq and is a predicted model, not a curated record. Gene Ontology annotation, biological process: protein dephosphorylation.
UGUCACCAAAGCAGUAAAAGCAUUCCCGAGGAAAUUUCUUUCUCUCUCCCUCUCUUUCUCCCUCAACAAAAUCUCGAAAGGAAGCAAGCUCAAGAACUUGGGGUUUCUUUUUUACAUUUUAUUGAUUGAUUGGUAAGCAAUUUUCAGCUUCUUUUGAUCUAAAAUUUGCAGUUGACAGUAAACCAUAGAACUAAAAAAUUAGGAUUGUAUUCAUCAUUUUCUUGAAAUAGCCCGCCCUAGUUUCUCUUCAUAUUAUUGAUAUCAGUUAAUUAUAUGAAGUAAUGAAAAGAAGACCCAAAUUAGAUUCAGAGGUUGUGAAGGGUUGCCUCAGAUCCAUGGAACCUAGAUUUCACGUGUUAGAAAAUUUGAAAAAGUCUUCACCUUUUUAGGGUUUCCUCUGUGAUUAUUUCUGGGUUUGGAUUUUUUUAUUUACUUCUGGUUAAAACAGAAUUUGGGGUUCUGUAUUUGAUUCAAGAAUCUCGUAUUAUUUAGUUAGAUUCUAAAAAACCCUAAUUUCUUCUAUUAUUCAAAUUGGCGUUGACGAAUCAUCAGAUCCAGUUUUUGACACCGUCGGAUCUGUUGACCAAAUCGCGAUUCGUCGUUCAUGAUGCUAAAAUCAGUGAUCAAUCUAAAGCGAUUCGUGUAGAAUUUGGGAGGUUUUUUAUAAUCUUCAAAAAAGAGGGGUUAGAUGGAAGAGAUGCCUCCUGCAGUUUCAGUUACUCUUGGGAAUCACGUCGAUUUCACUCGAAUGAAGCUAUUUACUGAAACCGCAAGCUUGUUAUCAGAAAAAAACAUCAAUGGCGAUAUCAUGAUUCCAGAAACCGAUGCCGAUGAAAUUAUGUCAGUUGGUGAUGAACAACAGAUUGAAAUUAACACUUCGGUUAGUGUACCAAUUGCUGUUGCGAUUGAAGGGAUAGAUAAUGGUCAAAUAGUUGCUAAAGUUAUUAGUUUGGAAGCUGAACAUACUUUGAAAGCUUCUGUAGUGACGAUUGGAGAGAAGAAUCAGACUAAAGUGUUAAGAAGUGUUUUUGAGUUGGAAUAUUUGCCACUUUGGGGCUCUCAUUCAGUUUGUGGUAAAAGGCCAGAAAUGGAAGAUGCUGUUGUGGCUGUUCCUCAGUUUAUGCAAGUUCCAAUUAAGAUGUUUGUUGCAGAUCAUGUAAUUGAUAGGGUGAACCCUAAUUUGAGUGAUUUGACUGCUCAUUUUUUUGGAGUUUAUGAUGGACAUGGAGGCUCUCAGGUUGCCAAUUACUGUCGUGAUCGCCUCCAUUUUGCUUUAGAGGAAGAACUAAAAAUCACAAAGCAAGAACUCAUUAAAGGGACAAUCAAUGACAGCUUACAAAUUGGAUGGGAAAAAGCCUUCACAAAAUGCUUUCAAAAGGUAGAUGAUGAAGUCGGAGGGAAUGUGAGCAGAAACAUUCCGGAAGUUUCCGGAGACCCGUCUGACAUAACUUCUGAACCAGUAGCCCCAGAAACCGUGGGGUCCACUGCUGUGGUUGCCUUAAUCUGUUCAUCACAUAUCAUAAUUGCAAACUGCGGUGAUUCUAGAGCUGUUCUUUAUCGUGGCAAAGAAGCCAUGGCUUUGUCAAAUGAUCAUAAACCAAAUAGGGAAGAUGAAUAUGCAAGAAUUGAGGCGGCUGGAGGAAAGGUUAUACAAUGGCAAGGGCACCGUGUGUUUGGUGUGCUUGCAAUGUCGAGGUCAAUUGGGGAUCGGUAUUUGAAACCGUGGAUAAUACCGGAACCAGAAGUGACAUUCACAGCAAGAGCAAGAGAAGACGAAUGCCUAAUAUUAGCAAGUGAUGGAUUAUGGGAUGUCAUGUCAAAUGAAGAAGCAUGUGAAGUGGCAAGAAAACGGAUCUUGAUUUGGCAUAAAAAGAAUGGUGGAAACACCCUCGAAAGAGUGGGCCCCGAGGCUGAGGAUCCUGCAGCGCAAGCAGCAGCCGAUUACCUCGCCAUGCUGGCGAUCCAGAAAGGAAGCAACGAUAAUAUAUCCGUCAUUGUCGUCGAUCUUAAAGCUCAAAGAAGGUUCAAAACAAAAUCUUCAUCUUGAUUUUGUUGCUAUUUUAUGAUGAUGAUGAUGAUGAUGAUGAUGAUGAUAUAUGAUAUAGUUUUUAUAGAACACAAGUUUUUCUUCUCAUUGUUAGUCCAUUCAUUUUUCAUAUGGGCUUUGAAUGUGUGUAUGAGAAUAUGCUUUUUAUUAUUGCUAAUUUGCUAUAGCUUAGUAUAAUUAUAAUCUCUUUAUUUUGGUUGUGGCUAUGUAUACUAUAUUAUCCUAUUGUAGAGACUGCUUACUAUCUCACUAAUAUAUACUAUAUUAUCUUUA